CCAACCUGCACUACUUUAAGAACUGACCCUCUCCCCCCCUCCUCGUUGCUCCUGUUAAACGACCACAACAAUACACUACUCCUUACAGUCAUCCCCACCUCGCCACGCUACGUGUUUUAGCCCACCAUGUCUGUUGUAUCGCUUCUUGGGGUCAACAUCCUCAACAACCCAGCCAGGUUCACCGACAACUACCAGUUUGAGAUUACUUUCGAGUGCUUGGAACAGCUUGAGAAGGAUCUCGAGUGGAAGCUGACCUACGUCGGCUCCGCUACCUCCGAUCAAUAUGACCAGGAGCUGGACACCCUGCUGGUGGGACCCAUUCCCGUCGGUGUCAACAAGUUCAUCUUUGAGGCGGAUGCCCCUGACACCAAGCGCAUUCCCGACGCCGAGGUUAUGGGUGUGACGGUCGUCCUCCUGACUUGCGCCUACGACGGCCGGGAGUUCGUGCGCGUGGGAUACUACGUCAACAAUGAAUACGAGUCCGAGGAGCUCAAUGCGGACCCUCCUGCCAAGCCCAUCAUCGAGAAGAUCCGCCGCAACAUCCUUGCCGAGAAGCCCCGUGUCACUCGCUUUGCGAUCAAGUGGGACAACGACGCUACUGCCCCUGCUGAGUUUCCUCCCGAGCAACCAGAGGCCGACCUUGCCCCCGAUGAUGAGGACUACGGUGCCGACGAGGCUGACGACGAUGGUGAGGAGGCGGACGGAGUCGCUGCUCCCAACGGCGAGUCUUCUGCUGUCGGCGAAGACGCUGCCAUGGCCGGCAUCACCGCUGGGAACGGCGAGCACCGGGAGGACGAUGAAAUGUCCGAGGACGGCAGCGUCGACAUUGAUGGCGAGAGUGAAGACGAGAUUGAGGAGGAGGAGGAGCUGGAGGGCCAGGCCGCCGACGGAGGAGACGGCAUGGAUGUCGACAUGGAUGAUGCUCCGGACUCUGGUGCGCAACACUCGGAGGUCAUGGCCCACUAACUGCACAUUCUUCUCAUUUCGACCUCAGUUGUCCGGCGUUACCUUAUGUCAUGAUAUCCCCUUACUUUGAUCAGAGUUCGCGAAGCACUAGACUCAGGAUGAUGGAUGGUUAAUGCAUUACGAAAAAUACAUACAGUUUGACUGUUGAUGGGGUUAUGGCAGGUCUGGGGACUUGGCAGACAUCAGGGAGGCCUGCCUCACUUGUCAUAGACUACAGGAUCGAGAUAAGCGGUGGAACUGCGCUGUCUCGAGAUAAAUACAAGUCCGGAAUUGUAAUAGACAUCCCCCUUUGGCUUGACUAUCUCGUGUCGACCUAGGUGGGUAUGUGAUGACCCCUUGUAGGAUGUUUCUCUAUGAAGCAUUAUUCUAUGAGAGAGUAUUCUAUAAGAGUGUAUGAGGUCAUUCUAUAGCAGGCUGUCUUUGAGUCGUUCUCCCACGGGGGUAUAUUCCACGGGACGGUGCGCCAUAGGAAUUUGAGGAAAGAUACUGUGGUUUCUAGAGGGCACCCGAGCAGAGCCCUGCUUUUGACAUGACGGGGCUCGACCUGCGCACCCGGAGCUCGCCUCACAGCCUGGCCUCUUGCGACGCCGGAGACCGGCUCUGGGGUUUGGACGUAACAUCUUUCCCAAGCUGGUGACGUAUGUCCGUGGAGUCACGCCGCCGUCAAAAGAGAGGCUCUGCAGAGCUG
Diaporthe batatas is the source of this 1654-nucleotide messenger RNA. RefSeq lists its product as uncharacterized. The transcript has 5 exons. Gene Ontology annotation, biological process: nucleosome assembly; DNA replication-dependent chromatin assembly; nucleosome disassembly. The record is from RefSeq and is a predicted model, not a curated record. Gene Ontology annotation, molecular function: histone binding. NCBI's taxonomy places the organism in Eukaryota, Fungi, Ascomycota, Sordariomycetes, Diaporthales, Diaporthaceae. Bases 127 to 966 code for a protein of 279 amino acids. Gene Ontology annotation, cellular component: nucleus.